CGUUUGUUGUUCUUUCUUCGUCCUAAAGCCAGCUUGAGUGCCGCCACAGGCCUCUCCAGAUACAUUAGUGCGCCGCCGAUACCAGCAACUGUUGCCCGCUUCCACUGCUCCACUCCGGCGAGAAAUGCGGCGUACUUCGGAGCUGGAUGCGCUGACGCGGCAGCUCGGAUCGUUGGCGUCGUCUCGGUGCUAAGACUGCUCGCAGUCGCAGGAGCUCGAUUCGUCGACGGGACAUCAGGGACUUCCAGAUUCCGUUGUUCAGAUGCUAAUGGCUGUGUCUGCCUUUCUCUUCCUACCAUUCUCAAGGAGCUACCUUUCCCCUUGCUUCCCCUGUUGAUCCGCUCUCCUUCAGGAAACACCAUUCCUAUUCAUCACCCACAUACUCCUUCAUACACAGGCCAUCUUCAUCCAGAGCGAGAAUCAGGAGAAGGCUGUGACGACAAGAUGCUGAAGAAAUUGCUGUUGAAGACUAAGAGCAAGAAGAAGAAGGAGGCUGCCUCUUCUGCCCUCCCCACUUUGGAUCGCCUGCACGAGACCCUGGAAAUGCUGGAGAAGAAAGAGCGUUUUCUUCAGAAGAAGUCUUCUGCAGAAGUAGAAAAGGCUAAGGAUUAUACAAAGGCAAAGAACAAGAAUGCUGCAAUUCAAUGUUUAAAGAAAAAGAAGUUGUAUGAAACACAAAUUGAGCAGCUGUCAAAUUUUCAAUUGCGAGUCCAUGAUCAGAUUAUAAUGCUUGAGAAUGCUAAGGCAACUACUGACACAGUUGAUGCUUUGCGCUCUGGAUCAUCUGCUGUCAAAGCUAUUCAACAGUCCCUGAGUAUUGAUGACAUUGAAAAUGCAAUAGAUGAUGCGAACGAGCAAACAGAAAACAUGAAACAGAUACAGGAAGCACUUGCAACACCAUUCGGUGCUUCAGCUGAAUUCGACGAGGAUGAGUUAGAGGCGGAGCUGGAAGAUCUCGAGGAUGAAGAGCUGGAAAAUGAGCUGCCUGAACCGCCACAGGGGAUACCCGUGGCGCCAUCUGCGUCUGAGGCAAAGUCUUCCCGGCCGAUGGCCAAUGAUUUCGCUGAACUGACCAAGCUCCAAGCAGAGAUGGCCCUUUAGAAACUGUGUUUCAGGUAGGAUGCUGACAUUGAAACCUCUGUAUAAAUCUCAGACAUUCUGAUGCGUGCAUGUUGUGAAAUUGAGCCUGUUUUGUCGAACA
Molecule: messenger RNA, 1201 nt
Organism: Lolium perenne
Lineage: Eukaryota; Viridiplantae; Streptophyta; Magnoliopsida; Poales; Poaceae
Product: vacuolar protein sorting-associated protein 32 homolog 1
Biological process (GO): vesicle budding from membrane; late endosome to vacuole transport via multivesicular body sorting pathway
Cellular component (GO): cytoplasmic side of plasma membrane; multivesicular body; ESCRT III complex
Source: RefSeq, a predicted model, not a curated record